This is a messenger RNA of Paralichthys olivaceus (Japanese flounder), 456 nucleotides long. NCBI's taxonomy places the organism in Eukaryota, Metazoa, Chordata, Actinopteri, Pleuronectiformes, Paralichthyidae. The record is from RefSeq and is a predicted model, not a curated record.
UUCCCCCACCCUCCCAGGCCCCGUGGCGGCUCUGGCCCUGGAGGCCCCUGUGGUCCCAAGAAGCAGAAGGAGCUGCCAUCAGAGCCUCCGUUCACAGCGUUCGUGGGAAACCUGCCGUUCUACGCGGUUCAAGGAGACAUCGACAUCAUCUUCAAAGAGCUCAAGCUCCGCAGCGUCCGAUUGGUUCGAGACAAAGAGACGGACAAGUUCAAAGGUUUUUGUUAUGUGGAAUUUGAAGACCUGGAAUCUCUAAAAGAAGCUCUGACGUAUGAUGGUGCUCUGCUGGGUGACAGGUCACUGAGGGUAGACAUCGCAGAGGGACGAAGGCAAGAACGAGGGAGCGGCUCCUCCGGCUACGGCUUCAGGAAAGACGAAGGCAGAGGUACGGGCAACCAAUCACCACCAGGAAGUAGGUCACAGUGCGCGUUUUUAAAUGUUUGAUUCCUUCUCUGCUUC